Carya illinoinensis is the source of this 642-nucleotide messenger RNA. RefSeq lists its product as uncharacterized. The record is from RefSeq and is a predicted model, not a curated record. NCBI's taxonomy places the organism in Eukaryota, Viridiplantae, Streptophyta, Magnoliopsida, Fagales, Juglandaceae. Bases 1 to 642 code for a protein of 213 amino acids. Gene Ontology annotation, molecular function: nucleic acid binding; RNA-DNA hybrid ribonuclease activity. The transcript has a single exon.
AUGAUUUCCAGCCUAACUACCAAGGAGUUAGCUCGUUUUGCUUAUGUUGCACGAUCUCUCUGGCAUAGAAGGAACGCCUUCCUAUAUGAAAGGCACUUUGCACAUCCUACCAAGCUCUUUGAAAAGGCUGUCACAGAGUGUCAUUUAUAUCAGCAGGCUAUACAGGCCCUGGUUCAUAAACCGAAUCCAGUUGCCUCUCUUGUAGUUCGAUGGGAAUUACCACCUGCUGAUUUCAUUAAAUUCAAUUGGGAUAUUACAGUCCAACAAACAACAAACAGGAUUGGUAUUGGCAUUGUCCUUAGGGAUUGUGGAGGGGAGGUGUUGUUGAGUUUAAUGAAGCCUCUAGUUUUAUGUUCUAAUGCUGCUUAUGCUGAAGCUCGGGGAUUAUUUGAAGUUGUGAAGUUAUGUUCUAAGCUUGGCUUUACAAACUGCAUGUUUGAAGGUGACUCUCUACAUGUUGUGCAAGCUAUUAACACUCAAGGCUCCGAGGAGUUUAUCCACAAUCCUAUUAUUGCUGACAUUAAACAACUGAUGCAUGGAACAAAUUGGAGUCUGCAACAUGUGAAAAGGGCAGCUAACCAAGUUGCACAUAAGCUUGCUAAGGAAGCACUAUUUUUAAAUGAAGAAAGACUAGAAUAUUGA